AUGGCUCUUGGAUCGUCUUCUAACAGGAUCAUGGGUAUAGAUUUUGCCGCUACACUUCAAACCCAACUCUCUGGCCCCCUCGACGCUGGCGAUACCGAAUUACUCAUCGCGGACACGGGCCAUCAUAUUCAGAAGAUUCACAAUGCAACCCAGUCAGGCUCAAGCAGCCCUUUGCCCCCAGAUUUGGCCAAGGAUGCUGAACGGAAAGGGCGCAAUCUGUGGAAUCUUUGCCUGGGCCGAAGUGCAGGCAGAGCCAAGAAGGACGACCCAUCUGAAGCUGUGCAUCUUAUGGAUCUGGCCUUGGCACUGGGCAAGGUUUGCAUCGGUGCAUUAGAUUUGGAUCUGGCUAGGUUGGCGCUGCAAAAAGCGGCAGAGCUGAUAGAAUAUCUGAAAGCAAUCCCUCUUGACUCUUUGGAUUCCAUUGGACAGAAUGAACGGACAAGACUUGACGCAGAAUAUUUGGCAAUAAGGACAGCCAUAUCUUGGAAAGAAGAUAGGCUUGACGUUGCAGAGCACAUGUUUGGAAAAAUCGAUCUUCUUCGACCAGCACUCAAUGUUCGCUCUGCAGAGCUUAUAGCUGAUACGUUUCAGCACAUUGGGUAUGGUCUUGCUUCAAAAGGAGACUACGGUAUGGCUGUGAAAUGGUUCAAGCGCGCCUACGAUCUUAUAAGUCUCCAAGCGCUAGAUCAGCUUUCGGUCAAAGGGCUGGAGUUGCGAUUGGCCAUUUGCCAGGGACUUGUACGCGGGCUUCUGGAUAUCGGCUCACAGGAAUGUUUUCAAGAAGCCAAUAGACUGAUUGAAUAUAUCGAGUCAGAGGUUGGGGACAAGCCGCUAGUACUGCACUGGCGCCUUGAGCUUCUUCAGAGAGCUCCGGGAGAAGUUUUUGACACCGAAGCCUACUCUAGUAUACUAUAUCGAAUGAUACGUUCAUUCGACUACUCUGAUGCGUCUUUCGCCUUUCUCUUGCAUCACAUCAAGAGUUUGAGAGAAAGAAACCAUCGCCUGGCGCGCGGUCUACUGGAUGAACUUUUGCUGCGGCACGUCAUUGCAUCAAAGAAUAGCGACUGGGUGGGUAAAACUCUCGUGCGAAGGAUAUGGAUGAUUUUUCAGUCCAUGUCUGAUAAUGUUAAAAACCAUUUUCUCACGAGAUACCUUACAUUCAAGAUAUCCCUCAUUGACCAGGACCAUGACCUUGGCUGUGAAAGCAUCCGGCAUCUCAGUAAACUCUCCAAUGCUUCAGAAGGUCGGGACAUAUUAUAUGCAUGUAUCCGAGAGGCACAGCUAGCAGGAGACAGGCAGUGUGCUCUGGCAGCACUGCAAGCCAUUAUCAGAAGUUGGAAAGACGAUGAAGCAACACCGAGCAAUCUGCCAUCGAUAUUACGAUGUUCAAUACGCCUCAUCCAGGCAAUUGAAGAGAACAAUACGAAUGAAAUCCAUCCUAAGAACACGGUAUAUGCUGACGAUUUAUGCUGCUUAUUUGAGAAAGCUGCUGAAUGCGCUGAGCGGAAUCCUCAAGACGGCGAUGGCAAAUUGUUUACUGUGUUUGAGUUACACUGGUUUCGGAAAAAUGCAUACAACUUGGGUGUCCUAAAUGAGAUAACAAUAAUGGCGAUUCGUUGUCACUUCAUUAUCUCAUCGGCGCUUAUAUCCCUAGCUCGGACAGAAGACAAGACAAACGAGCAUUUGCAACACUAUCUUGAAGCUAGACAGCACAUUAGAAAAUUCGAUGCCAUGCUAGAGACCAAGCCCGAUACGACUCAGGGGGAAAGCGUCAUGAAAGAUUUGAUCGCCAAACUCUCCACAUUGCUUGUAUUUGAUGUUGAAGCGGCCACUGUGCUAAAGGACUGGGAUGGUUUAAACGAAACCGUUCGAAAAGCAAAAAUAUGUCAAGAUGAAGUCACUUAUAAAGCAAUGGGGGACUGUAUACUGAGAAGCAAAGCUCCGGGCAAAGUAAUGUUUUCGACUAUGCAACUGAUAAUCAAUGAGAUUUUUGAGUUGGAAAAGUUUGAUUAUGAGAAACUCAUGAAAUACAUCCGUUGCAUGUUUCAGGUGAUUCUGGGAACGGACGAUAAUUCGGCUCUCCAGCUUGUUGACCAAGCUUUGCAGAUAGCGGGAGAGGCGAACGAGAUUGGAAAUACGCUCCCGUCGGCCGAAAUAGAAUGGCUUGUCGCUACGACUUUUAAUCACGGAAUCGAAUAUUACGUCCGAGGAGAAUCAGACUCGUGCCAUUGCUGGGCGAUCAAGGCCAUGGAUCUAGCCAACUAUGUUGACGAUGGAGGUGUGAUGAGAGACAUGCUGCUUGAUAAAUUUUCUCAGUUGCAACUUGACGGGAGAACUAGGUGAAGCGCGAUGGUGGUAUUUCGAUGAGGCUUUGUAUGCUCUUUUUAUAUACGCCGUAUGCUUAGAAACUUAGAUAAACCAUGGCUAAAGCGCCUAUCAGAGAUGAUUUACACAAUGACAAUCGAUGGUGAUGAUUAUUCGCGGAAAAGGGUGAGAUGAGCAUGAGAGCGUACAUAAGGGUGACAUUAUCUUGCUAUCGAAUAAUCGAAUAGGUAUCAGUCGAUAUUAUACAGGCCAUUAUAUCAUAUGCGUUGUUGAAAAAGAAGCCCUCAUUACACACAAGACAAGUGCACUACACGCUUUCAUCAUAAAAAAAAAAUAAAAAAAAAUAGAGACAGAGAAGCAAGAAAAAGAAGGCUGGAAAAGGGGGUUAAAGCACACAAAACAAGCCCUCGUGGUAUCUCCUACUCUUGCGUCCGUGAUCGACAACGUAACCAGUAAUUAAAAAAAAAAAAAGGCAGAGUUGGUAUAUGUGUAUAUGAAAGGCAAAGGACAAAAAACAAAAGAAAAAGAAAAAAAAAAUUCUCUCUUGCAAAAUUCCGUGUGUAGUAAACAGAUAGAAUUCGAGAAAGAAAAAAAAGGCAAUGCAAUCGCCACAUCUUUGGGUAUGCGUGAGAGUAGAUUGGUAUCAAAUGUCGUCCCUGCGACCA
Trichoderma atroviride IMI 206040 is the source of this 2990-nucleotide messenger RNA. The record is from RefSeq and is a predicted model, not a curated record. Lineage: Eukaryota; Fungi; Ascomycota; Sordariomycetes; Hypocreales; Hypocreaceae.